AUGUAGUAAUAAUAAAUAUUACCUCCAUAUACAUUGACAUUAAAAGAGUUACUCAGUAGACCUAAUUUAGUAGUUGUCUCAGAGGAAGGAAUGAGAUUUAGAACUGAAAUGAGAGAAGAUACUCGUAGUGCAUCUCCAAUUCCCUAAAAACACAGUCAUUAGGCACUUAAAAAUGAUAAAUCUAAAGAUAUUACUAUCAAAGCUCUAAAAAUAGGAAAUUAAUCAUUCUAUUAAGGAAGGUAACUAUUAAAAUACUAAUAUAGAUAAAAUGAAACUUUAUUAAACACAAGUUAACUUAAAACAAAAUUCUAGAAACCUUAUGAUUAAAAAAUUGUAUAAAAACUAACGAGUAAAAUCUUAAGACCUGAAACUCCCAUUUAAACCAUUACAAAUAAAUUAUAAGAAUUAUAUAAUGAAAUUGAUAAAAAUGACAAAAAAAUUAUUAAGUUUGAAGAAACAAUUGAUCAAACCAACAAAGAAGCUGCUUUGGCUGUUAUUGAAUCUAAAUUAGCCAAAUUACAUUAAAAUUAUGAAAUAUAAUUGAAAAAAAGAGACUGGACAUAAAAGGUAUUUCAUUUACAUUCAUACUUUUGAGCAUAUUAAAGAAGUAUUGAGACAAUAGAAAUUAUAUAAUUAAAGAUAAAAUGAAUUAUAUGACAGUAAUUUUGAAAGACCUACUAAUAAAGAAAUCGAAGAAUCCUAUUACAAAGAUCCAAAAUACUUAUAAAGAAAACAAAUUAGAUUGCGUGAUUAUCAGAAAUGUAAAUUUGAAGUAGAGUAUAUUUGAAAUGCAUAGAAAUACUGGAAAUUGCAACCUAUAUUAGGCAAAUUUUAGACCUGAC
Messenger RNA from Paramecium sonneborni, 842 nucleotides. The record is from the annotation of a GenBank genome assembly. NCBI's taxonomy places the organism in Eukaryota, Ciliophora, Oligohymenophorea, Peniculida, Parameciidae.